CACAAAAAAUAACGUCAUUUAUCCAGGAGUAGGAAGGGUGUGUUUACUACAGUUGAGAGAAACCUUUCAACACUGCUGUUUUUAAUUUAGUCAUAAUAAUCAGACAAUGGGUCGCUGGGUUUGUAUUCACACAAACAGUUGUGUGAAUGCUUGAGGUUCAAAUCUUUAUUUAUUUUUUUCUCUAUUAUUAAAGCUCUCCCCGGUCUUUCUUCAGCAAUUUAGGUCUCCCAAAAUUUAUUUUAAGUGAAUGCUUUGUGUUUAUCCAGAAGCACUACACAAUUGCUGAGUAAACUUUUUUUCUUUGUCUUCGGAAUAUCUCUGUAUUUGGUGAUGACUAAGUUUGCAGUCAUGUUUUGCUAUUAAGCUGGGUUUGCUGUCUUUUGUGUGCAGUGUAUCAGCUUUGUGUGUGUUUUGUUGCAAGCAAGAUAAACUGUUGGUUCUGUGAGGGAGACUCGACUCCUAAGAUCAUCCUGCAGAAAAGUAAUACUUUAUGGUAUGAAUAUCUUUCCAAUCACUCUGAAUGCGAUGCAUCAGAUGUCCCCAGCUUUGCAAAACAACUUGUUCACUAAACAUUUCUUCUCUCAUUCUUUACGGGUCAGGCACAUGUGGUUAAACUUCUAUGCCCAUGUGAUGUUUAAUUUUCUUUUUAAACCAUCUCAAGUUUAAAGUAAAAUACCACCAGACAAACACUGCUGACCUGACACACAUAAUGCUUAAGUUCCCAAAUAACAAUGAUUAUUGUUUUUCUUUUAAUCAUAGUUUGUUGAUUCUGUACGUGUGUUAUGUACUGUGGGUUUAGUCAUAGGGGUGACUACAAGGAUAUGUCCAGUAAAGAAAUUUGCUUUACUUUUUGUUGGAUUCUGUCAUGAAUGCAUCAUCUGUUAUAGAAAUUAAAAAAGUAUAUUAGCAAUUGAUUUAAAUUGUAGUUAUUUCAUCCGUGUUUUAAGAAAGAAUUAAAAGUCUUAAACCCUUGGCUUAAAUAACUGUCCAAAAAAUGCUCCUAAAAUGUGUAAUCCCUCGCAAAAUUUAUGCAAGUCAUUAUAUUUUAAUACUUUGAGUAUUGACCACUCUUGACUGCUUCAGUUACAGUCCUAACACCUUGUAUAUUGGUUUAUUCAUUCAUACUCUUAGGCAAUAUGACUCAAACAGGCACCAUGUUGCAAACAAACUCAUUUAAACUAGACUUCCAAAUAUCACCUUUUUGUAGUAAAUGUGAAAUCCUGUGGGGCACAAGUUGAAGCUGUUUCUCAUCUAAUGACAUUUUCUCUAGUGAAACAAAAAGGCUACCUUACUGGGGUUGCAAAGGUUUCAGGAAAUACUAUUUAUUAUGAUCUGCAGGCAUGCAUCAUCCAGUCCUCCACUAAAACUGUAGGUAAAAUAUGUGAGUAUUCAUAAAUGGUUGUGUAGUGUACUUCUGUUCUUCUGUUCCCUGUUCUUUUUGGAAGCUAUGGACAGGAUCAUAUUCAAUUUCAUGAAUCCUUGCUGAGCUCAUGUUUAAGCAUAAUUGCCUCUUUGUUGUGUUGACUGUCCUGUGGUGAUGAAAUUACAGGGUAAUGUAGAAUAUUAAAGGAGCUGGGGGCCGUAUGUGUAUCCAACCAUAUGCCAAGCCUGAAGCUCAAUUUUGAAGCUGAUGGCAAGCAAUCUAAGCAAGGAAGACAGGAGGCUUCAGUUGUAAUCUAUUGCUCGUAGUACUAAUGAACUCAGCUUGACCACCAGCGUGGCGAUGUUGUAUGCGUGUUGACAAUAUGAGAUAUGUCUCCCAGUCCCGAUUAUUUGUCAGGUUUAAGAAUGGCCUGAAGUUCUGAUAGAGGGAGAAAAAUUACCAUUUUAAAUGUGGACUGAGAGGACAAAAUCCCAGAGAAAUUAAUCUUUCUUGUGUUAAUCAAACUGGACUAAUGGAUGAAUGUAUUCCAGGUUAAUAAUCCAAAUAUCAUUAGAUUACAGGCCAUGCUAUUUUGAUACCCAGCACUUCUUUCAUCCAAAUGAGCAGGGGGAAAUUAAAUGCUCUGGAUUAGAGACAAUGUGACUAUAUUCCCGCAUUUAACCAUUAAAUAAGAGCCUAAGUUAAUCGCACAACAUUAUGUACCUACUCUUUUGUGUCUAGAUUCAUGCAUUUUUCUAGCGAACAUUAGUGGGUUUGUGAGAUUUUCAAAAGCGGGUUUUGAACCUCUUGAGGAUGGAUUGGACCGGGUUUUUCUGGCUAGUGAGCAGGGAGUGGGAAUUGGAAAAAUCCGGAGUGGAAUUACAGCGUGGUGAGUGCAGAACGCUUUGAAUGGAAGAGGAAAUCUCUUCAGCUCCGCGCCACUCAAACAAGCAGUUCCCGUUCCAGAACGGCUUUCAGUUAUUUAUUUAUUUAUUCAUUCAUUCGUGUGGUGGAUUUGAAAUAUAUGAAUUAAUUUGAUAAUGGUAGCUUAAUUUUUUUUUUUAAACUUUAGUUGCUCGAUAACUUAAAUGCUAGACAAGUUUCGUAAGAAAAUAACAAUUACGCUGGUACGGAAUAUCAUUACUUAAAGCUUGUUUACUAAACAACACUCAUUCCUGUUUCAGCUAGAUAGUCGAAAGCUACAUUUUCACCUCCAAUGAUGCUAGUUAUGUCUGGAUAUGACAUACGAGUGACCUUUUAGAGCUGUUUAUAGCCAGUAAACAUUAGUGCAAGCCUAAUAAACAAUGCGCGCGCGUCAAGCUGAACCACAUGAGUGCGCGCGGAGGAGCAGCGCUUAGCACCACACAGGAGGGUUACUAGCUGCUUCACGUGUGUUUUCAACGACAACGAGAGGUCUGUGCGGAGACAGUCCACCAACAGUCUCACGGAGUUUAACGAUGGACCUUUGCGCAGACUGCAUUUGGCUUGCGGUGAGGUGCACGGUGAAGCGAGCACUCCUGUGCUAGCGCAGCACGUACUGCUGAGAUGAUGUGGGAAGGUAUGAGAGGUUACGAGGAGAAAGGGUCAAUGGUAACCUCGAGAUCGAAGAGCACACGUUAUUCCGAGAGCUGCCAGAUGGAUGCUGUUGGAAAAUGACUGGUUUCGAGCUCCAGAGCUGUGUGUGGGCUGGAGCAUUGAGGACUGUUCCCCAAUGGAAUGCAGAAGAGACCGCGCAGCUGCCGCAGUGAAUGAAGUUGGUUUGUUGAUCCAUUCAUUAACGGAUAAUACCAAUAGUAUACUUCACCAAAAGAGAUAACGAAAUGUAUUAGAAGACAGUAGACCUGUGAACAAACUCUUAUUUAUUUGAACAUCCACGAAGAGCGUUCUCAUUGGCGGAGGGAAUUUAAGCACAUAAAGGCGCAGGUUAACAAUUCAUAUUAUUGUUUUGAUUUGUUGAGCAGCUUUCCAAGUGUCUUGAUCGGUAGCGGUUUUCAGCAGUACUGAUCCGCGCGGGAUGGUCGAGACGCUGAGCAUCGCCGUCAUCGGAGCGCCUGGAGUCGGGAAAACUUCUAUCAUCCGUCAGUUUAUUUACAAUGACUUCUCCGAGACUUACACCCCCACCCAAACGCGAUACAUGUACAGACCCUCGGUCAUUCUUAACGGUGUUAUGUACGACCUGAAGAUUUUGGAUGUCCCGCCAAUUUCCUCCUUUCCUUCAAGCCCGAGUCAGGAGUGGCUGGAUGCGCGAUGUAGAGGGGUCCGCAGUGCAAACGCCUACAUUCUGGUUUAUGACAUCUGCUGUGUGGAAAGCUUUGAGUAUGUCAAGAUGAUCCGACAGCAAAUUAUGGAUAACAGAGUGGGCAGCAGUAGGGAAGUGCCCAUCCUGGUGGUGGGCAGUAAGCGGGAUCUUCAGCGGCAUCGGUUCACCCAGCGCAGGGCUGUGUCUGUACUGGUGAAGAAGACAUGGAAGUGUGGUUACGUCGAGUGCUCCGCUAAGUAUAACUGGCAUGUGCUUCUGCUCUUCAAAGAGCUCCUGGGAAUAGCCGUGGCACGAGGACUGCGUACGAACCACACCUCUAUCCGUCUGCAAGGGGCAUUGCAGAGGAACCGCUGUAAUGUCAUGUGACAGAUAUGUAGCCUUUUUUGAAUUUAUGAUUAUUUAGGACCAGUUUGUGUUAUCAGAAUCUUAAUUAUCUGAUUUUAACUGGUCCUAAUUCAGUAUUGAAAGUCAACUUUGCUGUACCACGAGAAUGGAGCUGUGGGGACAAACUGUCAAUCAAAAUGGCUGGAAUAUUACCACCUAGGGGCCUCUGUAACUGAUGCAUUCAUCUGAUGGAUCACCUUAGGUACUACUAAUUUCACUAUCCUCCAGUGUAAAACAGAAAAAUGGAAGCAGAUAAGGAUUUUUUUUUUCAUCUUACCAAAGUCUGACAUGGUCGGAGUAAGAUAUUGCAUCUGACUCAAAUAGAAUGUAAUUUGUCUCCCCUUCCUGCUCAGAUUUAAAUUCAAAUGCUGUGAGUGCGAGUGUAUUCCGGUGUGACAGUUUUUAACUGUUGUUUGGAAACAGCUUUUAUGAAGGAUGAACUAAGGGUUCAGGAAUUAUGAUGAGCGAAGGUUUGUGAACCUGUUGGAAUUAUCUGUAGUGAUCCUCAAAUUUGACCUAAAAUAUGAUCUGAUCUUUCCCUACUUUAUCGUAUCAAUUAAAUACAAAUGAGAUAAUAUCUUUUGAAACAUUUUUAGAAACUUCCUCUGUAUCAUGCAAUAUGUUAAUUUUUAGAUUACUUUCAGAAGCACUGACUUAAAAAAAAAUCCCUGUCCUGUUACUCAUUGGCCAAUUUCCCUUUUGCAAAACUGCUUCAGGACAUUAAUAAGAUCCUGCCACAACAUUUUACUUCAUAAACCACAGACAUAAACCUCACCGUUCUCCCAUUCCAUUUGUAAUAAUUCAAUGGGCCACUUUAGACAUGUGAUUGGGACAACAGAAGUGCCACAUUCACACACACACACAGAGACACACACAUACACACAUAUACAUACACACAUAUAAAUUUCACAUUGUUUUCUAUGAGUGUACACACACCUGUGAAAUAGAUCGCCCUUUCUCUUUAGAUUUGCUCUGUUUUUUCAAACACCAAACUUUAAACUCAAUGAUGCCACUUUGUUAAUUCUUGAAGUGAACGUUUGCCUACUUGGUGAUUAGAUUAACUAUUUACCAGUGAGUUGUCCUAGAUGCAACGUGGCGCUGCGCUUCUGGUCCGGUGCCCGACUGCAUUAAGAAACGUAGGAAAUUUGUCCUUAAAAUAGGCACCAGCAUUCUUACUGAUGAGCUGUCCUUCCAUAUACACCUCUCCAGUUCACCGUCUUGUUCCAUGGUGGAUGUAUGAACAAGGCCAAGAGAUGCCUGGAGAUCCUUAGCUGUUAUCUUGGACUUCAAUAAAUCAUGCUGACUUAUUUCAUUGCAAACUUCUUAGCACAUUUGCCAAGAUAGGUAUAUCCCAGCCUGCAUACUAUAUAUAACUGCAUUGCAAUUUUCUCACCAUAUGCCAAAUCUAGUAAAAAUGUUAAACAUCCUACCUCCUAAAUAUAAAUGACUGAAGAAAUGAGGCACAAAAUAAUGUCUUCCUCUGGCAGGAUAGAGAGGUGUUGUGCAGAUUUCUGCAAGCAUGUACAAUCAGUGGCACUCUAGAAGCUGUAAGAAGUGAUGAUAAAGCCAACAGGACCCCUGGGGCUUCCCUAAACCUGAAGAUUUCUGCUGAACCAGGAUGCAGAAAAGGCUUACAUCCUUUACUGCAGUGCAUUGCAGUCUGUAUGUUAGUGGAUGACAGCGCAAUCCACAUCCUCUCUGGAGUAUUUCUGAAUGCAGAAUACAUUAAAGUUAAAGUGCUUCAGUGUCUGCAGUGAGAUUCAGGUUGAUCUGGGGCUAGGUUUUUUUUUUUGUAAGCUACUCUCUGCUAGUGUAGAGAACAGGUAGACAUUUGGCACAAACUUCAAAUGAACUAAUAGAGAACGGUCUGUAGACGUGCUGAUAGUCAGCACGAUUGAUUGGGUGGCUGUGUGGAAGUCUUGAUUCACAGCUAGAGCUGUCGCACUGCUACACCUAUUCUGUCACCUACUCUGUUCUGAGGUAAUAAACUGUGGAGCUUUGGCACACAGGUGGAAAUUCGUUAGACUGAGAAAAUUAAUGGUCCUAUAAACCGCACACCCGCCCUGAAUGCUUUCCCAUUACAGAAAAAGGUCAUAAGACAUAAUAUUCUCACAGUGUGCUAAAGAAAAAAAAUCAACCUCCUUCCUCGCAAAUGCAGCCUCUGACAGCCAUCUAUGCACUUGUACACAUCUUACAUGACUUCUGUCAGCAGAAGGAAACAUAAGUUAGCAACUUGGGUCAUCCUUCAGUCUUUUUUAUCAUUAAGAAUCUAUUUCUGUUUAAUGGAGCUGCAUGCACUAAUUGGCAAAACCAAAAUCAUUCAGGGGUAAAUUGCACUGAUGUACCUAUUGUACGUACCUACAUGAGUGAGUACAAGCAGAUCUUUGUAACAAUACUUGAGUAUCGUUUUUGUCUUUUUGUAUAAUGUUAGUGUGCAAUAAGCUUAGCAUGUAGUUUAAGUUUAAGUGAUUGAGAAACAG
Cyprinus carpio (common carp) is the source of this 6487-nucleotide messenger RNA. Its product is annotated as ras-like protein family member 10B. Bases 3378 to 3989 code for a protein of 203 amino acids. The transcript is spliced from 3 exons. Gene Ontology annotation, molecular function: GTPase activity; GTP binding. Lineage: Eukaryota; Metazoa; Chordata; Actinopteri; Cypriniformes; Cyprinidae. The record is from RefSeq and is a predicted model, not a curated record.